GCAGGAGAAAGGGGGCGGUCGGCUUUCUCCUUUCAAGAACGAGUUAUUUUCAGCUGCUGACUGGAGACGGUGCGCGUCUGGAUAGAGAGCAUUUCCACUAUGGGACUGGGUACAGACACACGCCCGGCAGACUUCAAGAGUCUCAGACUGAGGAGAAAGCCUUUCCUUCUGCUGUUACUGCUGCUGCCGCUGCUUUUGAAAGUCCACUCCUUUCAUGGUUUUUCCUGCCAAACCAGAGGCACCUUCGCUGCUGCCGCUGUUCUCUUUGGUGUCAUUCAGCGGCUGGCCAGAGGAUGAGACUCCCCAAACUCCUCACUUGCUUGCUUUGGUACCUGGCUUGGCUGGACCUGGAAUUCAUCUGCACUGUGUUGGGUGCCCCUGACUUCGGCCAGAGACCCCAGGGGGCCAGAUCCGGAUUGGCCAAAGCAGAGGCCAAGGAGAGGCCCCCUCUGGCCCGGAACGUCUUCAGGCCAGGGGGUCACGGCUAUGGUGGGGGGUCCACCAAUGCCAAUGCCAGGGCAAAGGGAGGCACCGGGCAGACAGGAGGCCUGACACAGCCCAAGAAGGAUGAACCCAAAAAGCUGCCCCCCAGACCGGGUGGCCCUGAACCCAAGCCAGGACACCCUCCCCAAACAAGGCAGGCUACAGCACGGACUGUGACCCCAAAAGGACAGCUUACCGGGGGCAAGCCACCCUCAAAGGCAGGAUCUGUCCCCAGCUCCUUCCUGCUGAAGAAGGCCAGGGAGCCCGGGCCCCCUCGAGAGCCUAAGGAGCCGUUCCGCCCGCCCCCCGUCACACCCCACGAGUACAUGCUCUCGCUGUACAGGACGCUGUCCGAUGCUGACAGAAAGGGAGCCAACAGCAGCGUGAAGUUGGAGGCUGGCCUGGCCAACACCAUCACCAGCUUUAUUGACAAAGGGCAAGAUGACCGAGGUCCCGUGGUCAGGAAGCAGAGGUACGUGUUUGACAUUAGUGCCCUGGAGAAGGAUGGGCUGCUGGGGGCCGAGCUGCGGAUCUUGCGGAAGAAGCCCUCGGACACCGCCAAGCCAGCGGCCCCCGGAGGCGGGCGGGCUGCCCAGCUGAAGCUGUCCAGCUGCCCCAGCGGCCGGCAGCCGGCAGCCUUGCUGGAUGUGCGCUCCGUGCCAGGUCUGGACGGGUCUGGCUGGGAGGUGUUCGACAUCUGGAAGCUCUUCCGAAACUUUAAGAACUCGGCCCAGCUGUGUCUGGAGCUGGAGGCCUGGGAACGGGGCCGGGCCGUGGACCUCCGUGGCCUGGGCUUUGAUCGUGCCGCCCGGCAGGUCCACGAAAAGGCCCUGUUCCUGGUGUUCGGCCGCACCAAGAAACGGGACCUGUUCUUUAAUGAGAUUAAGGCCCGCUCCGGCCAGGAUGAUAAGACUGUGUACGAGUACCUGUUCAGCCAGCGGCGAAAACGGCGGGCCCCACUGGCCACUCGCCAGGGCAAGCGACCCAGCAAGAACCUCAAGGCUCGCUGCAGUCGGAAGGCCCUGCAUGUCAACUUCAAGGACAUGGGCUGGGACGACUGGAUCAUCGCACCCCUUGAGUACGAGGCCUUCCACUGCGAGGGGCUGUGCGAGUUCCCUCUGCGCUCCCACCUGGAGCCCACGAACCAUGCAGUCAUUCAGACUCUGAUGAACUCCAUGGACCCUGAGUCCACACCACCCACCUGCUGUGUGCCCACACGGCUGAGUCCCAUCAGCAUCCUCUUCAUUGACUCUGCCAACAACGUGGUGUAUAAGCAGUAUGAGGACAUGGUCGUGGAGUCAUGUGGCUGCAGGUAGCAGCACUGGCCCUCUGUCUUCCCGGGUGGCACAUCCGGAGAGCCCCUUCCUGCAUUCCUGGAAUCACAGAGGGGUGGGGAAGCUGCGGCAGGAGCAUCUCCACUGCUUGCGUGAAAGGGGAUUCCAAUAGUCUUGCUCGCUCUCUGAGUGUGCCUUGGGCUAAAGGCCUCCUUUUAUCCACAAGUUCCCCUGGCUGAGGAUUGCUGCCCGUCUGCUGAUGUGACCAGUGGCAGGCCCAGGCCCAGGGAGACAGACUCUGAAUGGGACUGAGUCCCAGGAGACAGUGUUUUCCCAUUAGACUCAGCCCACCACUUCUCCUCACCUGGGCCUCCUUGGUCUCUGGCAUCUCCUAAGCACCUCUCGGGAGAGCCACAGGUGCCACUGCCUCCUCAAAUCACCUUUGUGCCUGGUGACUUCCUGUCCCUGCAACAGAUGAGAAGCUGAUUGGGCAAGGGUGGGAGAGAAGGGGAGAGGGCUUGGACAGGGUUGAGGAGUGUGAGGCUGUUAGACUGUUAGAUUAAAAUGUAUAUUGAUGAGAUAAAAAGCAGAACUGUGCCUAAAA
Messenger RNA from Saimiri boliviensis boliviensis (Bolivian squirrel monkey), 2361 nucleotides. RefSeq names its product growth differentiation factor 5 (gene GDF5). The record is from RefSeq and is a predicted model, not a curated record. NCBI's taxonomy places the organism in Eukaryota, Metazoa, Chordata, Mammalia, Primates, Cebidae. Gene Ontology annotation, molecular function: cytokine activity; growth factor activity. Gene Ontology annotation, cellular component: extracellular region.